CUACCUUAUUUCUACCCCGCGGCUACUUCUUUCUGCGCAGAUCGCAUCGAUUGCAGCCUCCCCUCCUUUUGACGACCGCAUUCACCUGCUCGUCAUGUCCAUUGAUUUUCCUCGUGAAGAGGAGGCCAUCCUCGAGAGGUGGAGGGAAAUCAACGCCUUCCGGAGACAGGUCGAACUCUCCGAGGGCCGCGAACCUUACACCUUCUACGAUGGCCCUCCUUUCGCAACUGGCCUUCCUCACUACGGUCACUUGUUGGCCUCAACCAUCAAGGAUAUCAUUCCACGUUAUUGGUCUAUGAAGGGCUACUAUGUCGAGCGUCGGUUCGGCUGGGAUACCCACGGUGUUCCCAUCGAGUAUGAGAUCGACAAGAAGUUGGGUAUGUCGGGCCUAGAGGCUGUUCAGAAGAUCGGAAUCGAGAAAUACAACGAGGAGUGCAGAGCCAUUGUCAUGAGAUUCGCCUCGGAAUGGCGUGAGACUAUCGAGCGACUGGGUCGCUGGAUUGAUUUUGACAAUGACUACAAGACCAUGAAUGCUAGCUUCAUGGAGUCCAUCUGGUGGGUUUUCAAGCAGCUUUUCGACAAGGGUCUUGUUUACCGGGGCUACCGUGUUAUGCCUUAUUCGACCGCUCUCAACACCCCCCUCAGUAAUUUUGAAGCCCAACAAAAUUACAAGGAUGUGCAGGAUCCUGCUGUCGUUGUCAGCUUCCCCCUCGUGAACGACCCCGAGACCUCCCUUCUUGCCUGGACGACCACCCCGUGGACCCUUCCUUCCAAUGUUGCUCUUGCAGUCCACCCCAACUUCGAAUACAUCAAGAUUCUCGACGAAGCCUCCGGGAAACACUACGUCCUGCUCGAGUCUUUGCUCCGUACCCUGUACAAGGAUCCUAAGAAGGCGAAAUUCAAGAUUGUCGACCGCUUCAAGGGUUCACAAAUGAAGGACUGGAAGUACCAGCCUCUCUUUGACUACUUCUACGAAGAAUUUAAGGAUGAUGGUUUCCGUGUCUUGAACGCAGAAUAUGUCACUGCUGAGGAUGGUACCGGUAUCGUUCACCAAUCCCCGGCCUUUGGUGAGGAGGAUUACAAGGUUGCCAUGGAAGGUGGUGUCAUCAAUGAGACCCGCGCUCCACCCAAUCCUGUCGAUGAUACCGGUUGCUACACCGCUGAGGUCAGGGAUUUUGAGGGCCAGCAUGUGAAGGCCGCGGAUAGAGCUAUCAUCAAGCACCUGAAGGCAGCUGGUCGCUUGAUCGUUGACAGCCAGAUUACUCACAGCUACCCCUUCUGCUGGCGCUCCGAUACUCCCUUGAUCUACCGAGCCGUGCCUUCAUGGUUCGUCAAGAUCGGUCCUAUCAUUCCAAAAAUGCUUGAGGGGAUUGAUGAGUCCCACUGGGUCCCCAGUUUCGUGAAGGAACGUAGGUUCUCGAGCUGGAUUCAGAAUGCGCGUGACUGGAACAUCUCCCGCAACCGUUUCUGGGGUACUCCUCUCCCGCUCUGGGUCAGUGAGGACUACAAGGAAGUCGUUGCGGUCGGCAGUGUCGAAGAACUGAAAGAGCUGAGCGGUUACGAGGGGGAGAUUACCGAUCUUCACCGUGAUAAGGUUGACCACAUUACUAUUCCGAGCAAGCAGGGCAAGGGUGUUCUUCGUCGUGUGAGCGAGGUCUUCGACUGCUGGUUCGAGUCAGGUAGCAUGCCCUACGCUUCUCAGCACUAUCCCUUCGAAAACAAGGAUCAAUUCGAGAAGAGCUUCCCUGGUGACUUCAUCGCGGAAGGUCUCGACCAGACCCGUGGUUGGUUCUACACGCUGACAGUUCUGGGAACCCACCUAUUCGGUAAACUCCCCUUCAAGAACUGUGUCGUAAAUGGCAUCGUCCUCGCGGAAGAUGGGAAGAAGAUGUCGAAGCGCUUGAAGAACUACCCUGAUCCGGCCCUGGUCAUGGACAAAUAUGGCUCGGAUGCCCUGCGUCUGUAUUUGAUCAACUCGCCCGUCGUGAGAGCCGAGCCUCUUCGAUUCAAGGAAUCUGGUGUCAAGGAGAUCGUUGCCAAGGUCCUUCUCCCGCUGUGGAACAGUUACAAGUUCUUUGAGGGACAGGCGGCUCUCUUCAAGAAAACCCAGGGCUUCGACUAUGUCUUUGAUCCCAAGGCUGAAGCCACCAACACUAAUGUUAUGGACCGCUGGAUUUUGGCAAGCUGCCAGAGUCUUCUCAAAUUCGUGAACGAGGAGAUGGCAGGAUACCGUUUGUAUACUGUCGUUCCCCGCCUGCUUGGGUUGAUCGACAACACCACCAACUGGUACAUCCGUUUCAAUCGCAGACGCUUGAAGGGUGAGAAUGGUGUCGAAGACACUCAGCACGCCCUGAACACCCUCUUCGAGGUUCUCUACACCCUGGUCAGGGGUCUGGCUCCAUUCACUCCGUUCCUCACCGACACCAUUUACUUGAGACUUCUUCCCCACAUUCCCGAGGCUCUCCGGGCCGACGACAGUCGCAGCGUUCAUUUCCUCCCAUUCCCCGAGGUGCGCGAGGAACUCUUCGAUGAGGUCGUCGAGAGAAGAGUCGGCCGGAUGCAGAAGGUCAUCGAAAUGGCCCGUACCUCCCGUGAGCGACGAAACAUCGGUCUGAAGACUCCUCUGAAGACCCUGGUCGUCAUUCACCAGGACGAGCAGUACCUGGAAGACGUUAAAUCUCUACAGGGCUACAUUCUGGAAGAAUUGAACAUUCUUGAGCUUGUUCUUUCUUCUGAUGAGGCUAAGUACAAUGUUCAGUACAGCGUUUCCGCUGACUGGCCCACCCUGGGCAAGAAGUUGAAGAAGGAUGUCCAGAAGGUCAAGAAAGCUUUGCCCUCGUUGACUAGCGACGAUGUUAAAAAAUUCGUUGCUGAAAAGAAGAUGCUCGUGGACGGAAUCGAGCUUGUUGAGGGCGACCUUGUCGUGAAGAAGGGUCUUAAGGAGGACUCCUCGUCAGUCAACAUGGAAUCGAACACGGACAAUGAGCUCGUGACCAUCUUGGACGCAAACUUGUACCCUGAUCUGGCCGAGCAAGGAUUGGGACGAGAGAUCAUCAACCGCCUGCAGCGUCUCCGCAAGAAGGCGGGCUUGGUCCCUACUGACGACGUGAAGAUGGAGUACGUGGUUUUGUCUGACCCUGAAGAGAUUGGUAUCAACAAGGCAUUUGAGACGCAGGCCAAGGCCAUCGAAAAGGUUGUGCGCAGACCGCUUGAGCGUCAUGAUCUUGUUGACGGCAAGCUGCCGAGCGGCGACGAGCCUCAAAUGAUCAUUCAGGAAGAGCAAGAAGUUCAAAAGGCCACCUUCUUGUUGCGGUUGCUGAAGCUGUAGAACUUUCGAUCAAGUUAAGAUGCGCAACGACAACAGUUAGAUUCGAACAAUUCCCUACAGUUGCUUGUUGUUUGUCAUGAGAUGAAAAGAUUUCUUUUCCAGUUCCAUAGAUUACGUGAAUAAUCAG
Molecule: messenger RNA, 3455 nt
Organism: Aspergillus homomorphus CBS 101889
Lineage: Eukaryota; Fungi; Ascomycota; Eurotiomycetes; Eurotiales; Aspergillaceae
Product: isoleucine--tRNA ligase ILS1
Exons: 2
Coding region: 95-3328 (1077 amino acids)
Biological process (GO): isoleucyl-tRNA aminoacylation
Molecular function (GO): aminoacyl-tRNA deacylase activity; isoleucine-tRNA ligase activity; ATP binding
Source: RefSeq, a predicted model, not a curated record